GCAGCCCCCUCCCGCCCGGUCAGCCCCGAGGAGUUGCCCGGUGGCCGCGGCAGACGGAAGCCGGAGCGAGAGCCUCGGCGGCGUCAGGAUGGGCGACUCCAAAGUGAAAGUGGCUGUCCGGAUCCGGCCCAUGAAUCGAAGAGAAAUUGACUUGCAUACCAAAUGUGUGGUGGAUGUAGAUGCAAACAAGGUUAUUCUUAAUCCUGUAAAUACGAACCUUUCCAAAGGAGAUGCCCGAAGCCAGCCAAAGGUGUUUGCAUAUGAUCAUUGUUUCUGGUCCAUGGAUGAAUCAGUCAGAGAAAAAUACGCAAGUCAAGAAGAUGUUUUCAAGUGCCUUGGGGAGAAUAUCCUUCAGAAUGCUUUUGAGGGCUACAAUGCAUGUAUUUUUGCCUAUGGACAGACUGGAUCUGGAAAAUCUUACACCAUGAUGGGCACAGCUGACCAACCUGGAUUAAUCCCAAGACUUUGCAGUGGACUUUUUGAACGAACCCAGAAAGAGGAAAAUGAAGAGCAGAGUUUUAAAGUAGAAGUGUCCUAUAUGGAAAUUUAUAAUGAAAAAGUUAGAGACCUUCUUGAUCCCAAAGGAAGCCGUCAAACGUUAAAAGUCAGAGAGCACAGUGUGUUGGGACCCUAUGUCGAUGGACUUUCUAAACUGGCUGUCACAAGCUACAAGGAUAUUGAGUCAUUGAUGUCGGAGGGUAACAAAUCCCGUACUGUGGCUGCAACCAACAUGAACGAGGAGAGCAGCCGGUCUCACGCGGUCUUUAAGAUCACCCUCACACACACUUUAUAUGAUGUGAAGUCUGGGACAUCGGGAGAGAAAGUGGGCAAGCUGAGCUUGGUUGACUUAGCUGGCAGCGAGCGAGCCACGAAAACAGGAGCGGCAGGUGACAGGCUGAAGGAGGGCAGCAACAUCAACAAGUCCCUCACAACCCUCGGUCUGGUUAUCUCAGCCCUAGCGGAUCAGGGUGCUGGCAAAAGCAAGAAUAAAUUUGUUCCAUAUCGUGACUCAGUUCUCACUUGGCUGCUCAAAGACAGUCUUGGGGGUAACAGCAAGACAGCCAUGGUGGCUACUGUGAGUCCAGCAGCUGACAACUAUGACGAAACCCUUUCAACCCUGAGGUAUGCGGAUCGUGCCAAGAACAUUGUGAACCAUGCUGUGGUGAAUGAAGAUCCCAAUGCACGAAUUAUCCGGGAGCUUCGGGAGGAAGUAGAAAAGCUCCGUGAGCAACUGACCAAAGCAGAGGCAAUGAAAUCUCCAGAGCUGAAGGACCGGCUGGAAGAGUCAGAGAAGCUAAUCCAGGAAAUGACUGUGACCUGGGAGGAGAAGUUAAGGAAAACGGAGGAGAUUGCCCAGGAGCGACAGAAACAGCUGGAGAGUCUGGGAAUAUCGCUGCAAUCUUCCGGAAUUAAAGUUGGGGAUGAUAAAUGUUUUCUCGUUAAUCUGAAUGCUGAUCCUGCUCUGAAUGAACUUCUGGUUUACUACUUAAAGGAACAUACAUUGAUAGGUUCAGCAGAUUCCCAAGAUAUCCAGCUGUGUGGAAUGGGAAUUCUUCCUGAACAUUGUAUCAUAGACAUCACAUCAGAAGGCCAGGUUAUGCUGACUCCUCAGAAGAACACCAGAACAUUUGUAAAUGGCUCUUCUGUAUCCAGUCCUGUUCAGCUACACCAUGGGGACAGGAUAUUAUGGGGAAACAACCACUUCUUCAGACUUAACUUGCCUAAAAAGAAAAAGAAAGCUAGUGGAGAGGAUGAGGAACAAGACCCGUCCAUGAAGAAUGACGCCAGUUCUGAGCAGCUGGAUGUAGACGGAGACUCCUCCAGUGAGGUGUCCAGUGAGAUCAACUUCAGUUACGAGUACGCACAGAUGGAGGUGACCAUGAAGGCCCUGGGCAGGAAUGAUCCCAUGCAGUCCAUAUUGAACAGCCUAGAACAACAGCACGAAGAGGAGAAACGGUCUGCACUGGAGCGCCAGAGGCUCAUGUAUGAACACGAACUAGAGCAGCUCCGGCGACGGCUGUCUCCGGAGAAACAGAACUGCCGGAGCACGGACAGGUUUUCUUUCCACUCACCCAGUGCUCAGCAGCGGCUGAGGCAGUGGGCCGAGGAGAGAGAAGCCACCCUGAAUAACAGCCUGAUGAGGCUGAGGGAACAAAUUGUUAAAGCCAAUUUGUUGGUGAGAGAAGCUAGUUACAUUGCAGAAGAAUUGGAUAAAAGAACAGAGUAUAAAGUAACCCUCCAGAUUCCAGCCUCCAGCCUGGAUGCCAACAGAAAGCGAGGCUCUCUCCUUAGUGAGCCUGCCAUCCAGGUGAGAAGAAAAGGAAAAGGGAAGCAAAUUUGGUCUUUGGAAAAACUGGACAACAGGUUGUUGGAUAUGAGAGACCUUUAUCAGGAGUGGAAGGAGUGUGAAGAAGAUACCCCAGUGAUACGGUCUUACUUCAAGCGUGCAGAUCCCUUCUAUGAUGAGCAGGAGAAUCACAGUCUCAUUGGGGUGGCUAACGUCUUCCUGGAGUCCCUCUUCUAUGAUGUGAAGUUACAAUAUGCUGUUCCAAUUGUCAACCAGAAAGGAGAGGUGGCAGGCCGGCUGCAUGUGGAGGUGAUGCGCAUCAGUGGGGACGUGGGGGAGAGACUUGCCGGUGGUGAUGAUGCCCCAGACGCCUCCUUUGAUAAGGAGACCCAGGAGAACAAGCUUGUAUGCAUGGUUAAAAUACUUCAGGCCACUGGAUUGCCACAGCAUCUGUCCCACUUUGUAUUCUGCAAGUAUGACUUCUGGGAUCAGCAGGAGCCUGUAAUUGUUGCACCCGAAGUAGAUACCUCAUCCUCUCCUGUCAGCAAGGAACCUCAGUGCAUGGUGGUCUUUGAUCAUUGCAGUGAGUUUUCCGUUAGCAUCACUGAAGACUUUAUUGAGCAUCUUUCAGAAGGGGCGUUGGCAAUUGAAGUCUAUGGCCAUAAGAUGAAUGAUCCUCGGAGAAACCCAGCCCUAUGGGACUUGGGGAUUAUCCAGGCAAAAACACGCAGUCUUCGGGACAGAUGGAGUGAAGUCACGAGAAAAGUGGAAUUCUGGGUUCAAAUCUUGGAACAGAAUGAGAAUGGUGAAUACUGCCCUGUAGAGGUAAUUUCUGCAAAGGACGUGCCAACAGGAGGAAUCUUCCAGCUCCGGCAGGGACAGUCCCGGCGAGUUCAAGUAGAAGUGAAGUCUGUGCAGGAAUCCGGGACUUUACCGCUGAUGGAAGAGUGUAUAUUGUCUGUUGGCAUUGGAUGUGUAAAAGUCAGAGCACCCAGGUCACCCAAGAUGCACGAGACCUUCCAUGAGGAAGAGGAGGACAUGGACAGCUACCAGGAUCGGGAUUUAGAGAGACUACGUAGAAAAUGGCUAAAUGCAUUAACAAAACGUCAGGAGUACUUGGAUCAACAACUGCAAAAGCUUGUCAGUAAACAUGAUAAAACAGAGGAUGAUGCUGACCGUGAAGCUCAACUUCUAGAGAUGAGAUUGACCCUGACCGAGGAGAGGAACGCAGUCAUGGUCCCCUCAGCUGGCAGUGGGAUUCCAGGCGCCCCGGCGGAAUGGACUCCGGUUCCUGGAAUGGAAACACACAUUCCUGUUAUAUUCCUUGACCUAAAUGCUGACGAUUUCAGCUCUCAGGAUAAUCUUGAUGACCCCGAAGCUGGUGGAUGGGAUGCUACCCUCACUGGGGAAGAAGAGGAUGAGUUCUUUGAACUACAGAUUGUCAAGCAGCAUGAUGGAGAGGUGAAAGCCGAAGCCUCCUGGGACUCCGCGGUACACGGCUGCCCACAGCUCAGUAAAGGCACACCUGCGGAUGAGCGAGUGUUUCUGAUUGUGCGGGUGACGGUCCAGCUCAGCCACCCGGCUGACAUGCAGCUGGUGUUACGCAAGCGCAUUUGUGUCAAUGUUCAUGGCCGGCAGGGUUUUGCUCAGAGUCUCCUAAAAAAGAUGUCACAUCGAAGUUCUAUUCCAGGCUGUGGAGUGACUUUUGAAAUUGUCUCCAAUAUUCCAGAGGAUGCCCAGGGAGUAGAGGAACGAGAAACAUUAGCAAGGAUGGCAGCUAAUGUUGAAAACACAGCUUCUGCUGACUCGGAGGCUUACAUUGAGAAGUACCUCAGGAGCGUGCUAGCGGUGGAGAACCUUCUCACUUUAGACCGUCUUCGCCAGGAAGUUGCUGUGAAGGAGCAGCUGACAGGGAAAGGGAAGCUGAAUAGGAGGAGCAUUAGUUCCCCAAACGUGAACAGACUGUCUGGCAGCCGACAGGAUCUCAUUCCAUCCUGUAGUCUAGGUAGCAACAAGGGCCGGUGGGAAAGUCAACAGGACGUGUCGCAAACUACAGUAUCUAGAGGAAUAACUCCCUCUGCCGCCCCCCUCCCUGGUUGUCCCCAAAAUAACCAUUCUCCUGAUCCAGGACUCAGUAGCCUAGCGGCCUCCUACUUGAAUCCAGUAAGAUCCUUUGUGCCGCAGAUGCCGAAGCUGCUGAAGUCUCUCUUCCCCAUCCGCGAUGAGAAAAGGGGCAAACAGCCGUCACCCCUGGCACAUCAGCCCGUGCCCCGGAUAAUGGUGCAGUCUGCCCUCCCGGAUGGCGGGAUGCCCAGGAUGGCAGAGGUGCCCCGAGAGAGCGCAGGGUUGCGCGUCACCCCGGACGUGGCUGUGCCGGCUGCCCCCGCGCCCAAGACCACUUCUGGCUCCCCGGCCCUCGAAGGCGCCGACGGGCCACCCAGCCCCCUGAGCGAGGCGUCCAGCGGCUACUUCUCGCACAGUGUCUCCACCGCCACCCUUUCCGACGCAUGCGGCCCUGAUGUCACGGCCUCGUCCCCUCCGGGCCCCGGCCCUGCCGCUUCCCGCACACCACCCGGCCCUGGGGACCAGCCGGCCCAGGAAGGGGCUUUGGCGGCAGCAGAGAAGCAGGACGAGGCAGCAGGUGCCUUCCAGCCCCGGGCGAAGCCGGCAGCUGGCCUAGAGCCCGACGUCUCCAAGCCUCAGCCGCCUCCUGAACCCCGCUCCCAGCCGCCCGCCCCCGCAUCCCCGUUCCGGAUCCAGAAGGUGCGGACCUCGGAGCUGAAGUCCUUCACGCGUAUGCUGGGCGGGGACCCCGGAGGCCCCGCGGGGACCGAGGAGGAUCCGCCAGCCUCUGGGGGCCCAGGCGACAGCAGCGCCCGGGGACAGCCCCUGGGAAAGCUGGACGUUUCCUCCGAUUCUGAAGAAGCCAGUGAAGUCCCCGAGUGGCUCAAAGAGGGAGAAUAUGUCACCGUGGGCACCAACAAGACGGGCAUCGUGAGAUACGUGGGGCCCACCGACUUUCAGGAGGGCACGUGGGUCGGAGUGGAGCUCGACUUACCCUCAGGAAAGAACGACGGCUCCAUCGGCGGGAAGCAGUACUUCAAGUGCAAUCCGGGAUACGGGCUGCUCGUGAGGCCAGGCCGCGUGCGCAGGGCAGCCGGCCCGGGCCGGCGGCGCAGCGCGGGGCUCCGGCUGCAGGGCGCCCCCGAACCCCGCCGGAGCGCCACUCUCUCCGGCUCUGCCACCAACCUGGCGUCGCUGACGGCGGCUCUAGCCAAGGGCGAGGGCGCUGCGCUGCGGGUUGAGCGCAGCCACAGGAGCCCAGAGAACCGCAAGUCCUGGGCCAGCUGAGCGGGGGCCCCAUCGAGUCUUUGCAGGGACAGCCCUACAGGGGCGUCUGCCUGCUCCCUGGGGACCAGGUCAGGAAGGUUUUUGCACAGUGACACAGGGCCGCUGAUCUCUUCCCGUUUCUCUCUCCCCAGAGAGGAAGGCGACGUCUCAGCCAAGCCACAAGGUGGAAGGUUCUGGAAGCCCAGAGUGGUCCGGGAUGGUGGGGAGCGAGGGGCCUGGGCCUGGGGUAGCCCCGCCUUGGGGCUGCUGUUGCUCUUUUUUUCUCCUCUGGUGAUGCCGUUAACCUCUUAAUUUAAAACAUAAUCAUAAUUAGUGCCUUUCCUUCCUCCAGGGUCAGCGCUGCCGCUGCCCCAAGGCCUGGCCCAGCCUGGGCUCCUCGCCCCGGUGGCCCACACCCUCCACGCUGAGCGCUGCUCCUCUAAGUGCCUCGGGCCCUGGGCCCCCUCGCCCUUCCCUCUUCUUUCCACAAGGUUUCUCAGAGGUUUCUUUGUGGAUAUGUUAACGUCUUUAUACCUGGGAAAUUUUUUCUCUUUGCCAUUUUUUCCCCUUAACAAGAGUUCUUGGAGGAUAUUUAUUUAUAUUUAUUUUUUUCAAAAUCCGAAAUUAUUUGCGAGCCACAAUCACUUGCCCAGUGCGAGUGAGUGCCCGGGGCCUGCCCAGCACAUUGCCGGCCUCUGUGACCACUUGGGAGCUGCCAGCCCCCUGCCUCAGUUGGAGGUUCCUGGAGGGGACUGAGGACAGUGCUGCUCCUUGUGUCCUUUAACACAGAUGCACAAGUGGCCUUACUCUACGCUGACAGGGAAAACUUGGAGAAUUUUGUUGUGCUUCUGCGGUCAGCGACAAAGCCGGUCAGAGGCAGUGUGGCCUUACUUGGUGCGGUUCUGGCUCUGGGAAGGUCCUUAGACCAGAUGAGCUUCGUGGCGGCUCUGGCCCCUGAUGCCCACUGAGCCUGGCCCCUACCUGUGGCCCCCCGCUGUGUCCCUGGGUCCCUUGCAGAGCUGCGGGCCAGGCGGGCCUGGACAGCAAUGGGGACAACAGGAGCUGUCCCAGAGCACCACUCUGCUCCACCAGGUCAGCCCUGGGCCAGGGCCCCUUCCUUACUCCUCGGUGCUUCUGGUAUGGCCGAGGUGGGAUCCCAGCAGCCUGGUGCUUAACAUUCAGCCGCCUUCCCUGCCUGUCACCGAGGGAUCCGGUGCUGCACUGUGAGCAAGGGCUGGGGGACAGAAGUGCCUCAGCUAGUGGCUUGCUGUGCAGCCACGAGAAGCCUGCUUCUCUCUCUGGGGAGCAGGGCUGCCAGAGCCCCAGGUCAUGAGGGCCGGCGGGGAUCCUGUGUCUAUCUGAGGGGACCCUGCAUGUCCUGCCUCCUGUUUGCACUGGUGUCUGGGGAGCACCUGACAGGCGUGUCCCUGUUCUAAGUGCUCUCAAUUCCAUGCCAGCUUUUCUAGGUAACCUUCCCAGCACCAGCGUUCACCUUCAGACCUGUUUUCAGUGCAAGAUUCCCCCUCAGUGGACACCAUCACUGGUCCACUGACAGGGCACCAGCCCACUCCCCAGGCCUUGGGUGACCUGCCCCGGGGGCAGUUGUGCACUGAGUGCCUUGGAGAGAAGAUGCUGUAGGAAUGGAAGGUGGUUGGGUGUUUGUCAUCCCCAUUUAUGGAGUCACAUACUCGUUGGGGCCAUCUGCCCUGUAACAGGGUGUUGCAGCCUCACAGAACCAGCUCGGGAUGGUCAGGCCAUUUGGGAUGAGGGGUUGCGCUGUUUCUGUCACUUGGUUGAACUGAAGGCAGUCCUGGCACCCUGGGUUUAUUGGAUGGAGGGUGAGGCUUAGGAGUGUUGGGUGGGUGCAUAGGGAGGGGCUCCUGCCUUUCAUCUGUCGUCUGUCCUUGAUUUACUAACAAGCCACCUAAUUUUAAGUAGAUGUCAGCAUUAGGAUUGGAGAUGCUGUCCCUCACAGGUCAGGCUCUGGGAUUUAGUGAGAUGGCAGGAGGGACUGUUCGUCUGUGGCUCCAGGCUGCCCGAGGCCGGGUCGGGUCAAAGCCAGUGGAAGCUCUCCUGGGCCUCUCUACUACGGUGCCCACCCAGGUCACCCUGCCCAGACCCCAGGGCAGAAAACCCGGCUGGUGGGUGUGGGUAUGUCUGGACUGGGUUGGUGGGACAGGCCUGUUGUGGCUUAGUGAGGGCGUCUCCGUGACUGGGGCCCUUUGAAGAGUCUGAAAGGCGGAGGAGGCGUUCAGAGCCCCCGUUACCUCCUUGCAUUUCCUCCUCUUGGGUUAAAGUUCCCUGUAUGGGGAACUGACCGGGAGGUCACGUACUCCUUCUCCUGGCUGAGAUGGGCCGCACUGGCCUGAGGUCGGCCGUCGGUUGUGCCUUACCUCCAGGACAGGUUGCGCAGCCUGAAACCCUGACUCCGUUGUUCCCAUGUGCUUCCUUCUCUUGGAGGAGCCUGCGUGCCUUCUGCCUGCUGCUGACACUGAACGUGUUGGGGAGAGUUGGAGCGGUUCUGUGUGGAGUUCUGUAAAUACUAGGGGUAUCUUGACUGGGGGGGUAGAUUGGUUUACUACCUGUGAAAUGGGAGUUAAAAAAAUCCAAAGACUCUGUAAUAAAUUGUAAAGAUUUAAUGAUUUGUAUUGUAUAAUGAACUAAACCUCUGUAAUUUUGUACCAUAUAUGCCUUUCCAUGUAUGACCAGCAGCCUCUAAAUAAAACCAUAUGAUUUCCUGCC
Molecule: messenger RNA, 8359 nt
Organism: Phacochoerus africanus (Common warthog)
Lineage: Eukaryota; Metazoa; Chordata; Mammalia; Artiodactyla; Suidae
Gene: KIF13B
Product: kinesin family member 13B
Exons: 40
Coding region: 89-5638 (1849 amino acids)
Biological process (GO): microtubule-based movement; regulation of protein localization
Cellular component (GO): adherens junction
Molecular function (GO): microtubule motor activity; microtubule binding; ATP binding
Source: RefSeq, a predicted model, not a curated record